Messenger RNA from Castor canadensis (American beaver), 1959 nucleotides. RefSeq names its product leucine rich repeat containing 43 (gene Lrrc43). Lineage: Eukaryota; Metazoa; Chordata; Mammalia; Rodentia; Castoridae. Gene Ontology annotation, molecular function: protein binding. The record is from RefSeq and is a predicted model, not a curated record.
AUGGCCGCGAGCUCUUCGAGCAUCAGCGAGCGAGUGAGCGAGAGCGCGCCCGGGACCGUGAGCGCGGCUGUGCGCGAGCACCUGCGGCAGCUGUGUCUGCGCGAGUUCCCGUGCGGCACCGGCAGCUGGAAUAAGUCAAGAUUUCUUCCUCAAACAUGGCGAACCUGGAAGGAGCUAGUCCCUAGGGAAGAGGAGACAGUGAGCCCUGGGGAGGAGACUGUAGAGGACCUGCUGGACCUGGUGCGCAGUCCCCACUCACCAUGGGGUCUGCUGAAGGACUCCAGUUCCGAGGACCGUUUUCUGAGAGAACUGGCCAUCCAAAAUCCACUGAUGCUCAAAGACACCUUCUUUUACUCCUACUUCCGGUCCCUGAGGGUGGUAGACAAGAAGGUAAGCAUAGUGGAUAAAGAGCUCCUGAAAUUUCUAAAGCUUGAGGAGUUGAUCCUGAGUGCCAAUCAAAUCAAGGAAGUUGAUGCAGCUAAUUUACCUCCAACACUCAAGGUGCUGGAGCUCUAUGGCAACCUGAUCACCAGCAUGGAGUGUCUGUGUGCACACCCGCCCCCGAGGCUGCAGCACUUGGGACUUGGCCACAACAAACUGCUGGGCCCCCUUGAGAGUCUCUACUUCACCUCCCACCACUGGCCCAACCUUGUCUCCCUGGAUCUGGGCUUCAACGACCUGACGGACCUACAGGGCAUGAUGGCCAGCCUCAGCACACUCCAGCACCUGCGGCUUCUGGUGCUGCAGGGAAACCCGCUGGCACUCGUGCCCUACUACCGCGGCUUCACUGUGGACAGCCUGGUGGGCCUGUCUGUGCUGGACGACGUCACUGUGCCUCCCAGCGAGAAGCACCAGUUCAGGGAGCUCAGCCGUAGUGGUGACCUCCUGCCACGUGAGGCACAGUUUGUGGUGACUAUUGGAAAUGUCAAGGGGGUUAUGGACUCCUCUGUCUUGGACCCGGAGCCAGGCCCUGAAGGCCCCUUUGUCACCUACAGAUAUUACGUGACCUACGACUUUGUGGAAGAUGAGGGAGGUGAAGGGAGUGAGUAUGGCGGUGUGCUGGCUGAGAUUGUCAAGCCCUCCCCCAGCUCGGAACUGCCAGGUGAGGAAAUUGAUGAACAGUCUUCUGAGGAGGCCAUGAAGGAGGUCACCGAAGAGGUGGACGAGGAGUUUCCUGAAGAGUUGGGUGAGGAGUCCCUGGAGUCAGGAAUAACUGAGCUGGGAGAGGAGUCGGACUUGUCGCUCAUCUCAGGGCACUCAGCACCCCUGACACAAUCCAUAAGUUCUGCAGAAGAGCUGGCAAAACUGCGGCCACGAAUAGAUCCCCGGCUCUGCCCAUCCCCAGGGACAGUCCUCUUUAGCACCGUCCCCAAGCCGUGGGCUGAGGUCAUUCCCUGCGACUAUGAGAUGCAGCACACCCUCAGGGACCUGGUGCCGGUCAAGGCCUUCCUGCUGGCGGGGACCACAGUGACCAUUGUGGAGGAGAAGGUUCUCUCAUGGCCUUUGUUGCCACCUGUUGAAAGUCCCUUGCAUGCCAAGAAAGGAAAAGGAGAGAGUGACAAGGCGAAGAAGGAGAAAGGAAAGAAAGGGAAAGUGGAGGUCCCUAAGGACACGAAGGCGCCCAAGAAGAAGAGAGAGCCCCCCAAGGAUCUCCGGCAUGACCCACCUAUCCUGCAGGUGGUGGGCCAUGGGACCGUGAUGCUAGAGCCCUUGCUGGUGGGGGAGCCGGUGGUGUCCACUGUGUGCAACUUUGGUGUGGUCCGCACCCCAGAAUACGAGAAGCUGAUACUUGCCAGGGAUUCAAAGAAGACGAAGAGAGCUGCCAAAAAAAGUAAGACGAAGCUGACGGCCCCGGCCUACGAAGGCGUGCGCCCGCCGGAGCCGCUGACGGUGGAGAUCCAGAUCCGGCUGAGCCAGUGCCGCAGCGCGGAGGAGGCGCUCGGCAUGCUGGCUGUGUAG